Messenger RNA from Danio aesculapii, 1253 nucleotides. It is a transcript of the gene gltpa, whose product is annotated as glycolipid transfer protein a. The transcript is spliced from 5 exons. Gene Ontology annotation, biological process: intermembrane lipid transfer; ceramide transport. Gene Ontology annotation, cellular component: cytosol; cytoplasm; membrane. Bases 143 to 772 code for a protein of 209 amino acids. The record is from RefSeq and is a predicted model, not a curated record. NCBI's taxonomy places the organism in Eukaryota, Metazoa, Chordata, Actinopteri, Cypriniformes, Danionidae. Gene Ontology annotation, molecular function: ceramide 1-phosphate transfer activity; ceramide 1-phosphate binding.
AGCGCUUGUAGCAGAAGUGCAAUAGUGAGCGCUGUGUCUGUCAGUCAGGCGGUAGUUCCGGGUUCUGUCUUCAUUUCUGCUGUGGUGUCCUCGUCUUAUGUUGUAGGCAGAAAAAAGUCACUUUCGCCCACUUUAGGCAAUCAUGGCUCUUCUAAUGGAGCACCAGUUCCGGCAACUUCCAGCCGACAAACAAGUGGAAACCCGGCCGUUUCUCGAGGCGGUGUCUCACCUUCCUCCUUUCUUCGAUUGCCUCGGCUCUGCAGUUUUUUCCCCCAUCAAAGCCGAUAUUGCGGGAAACAUCACUAAAAUCAAGGCAGUGUAUGACAGCAACCCCACCAGGUUUAAAACCCUGCAGCAAAUUUUGGAAGCAGAAAAAGAGAUGCAUGGAGCCGAGUGGCCAAAAGUAGGAGCAACACUCGCCCUCAUGUGGCUAAAAAGGGGGCUGCGCUUUAUCCAGGUUCUUCUCCAAAGUCUAGUAGAUGGUGAUAAAGACGAUAACAACCCAAACCUCAUCAAAGUCAACGUCACCAAAGCUUAUGAGAUGGCUUUAAAGAAGUAUCAUGGCUGGAUUGUCCAGAAGCUAUUUCAGGCUGCGCUAUAUGCCGCUCCAUACAGAUCUGAUUUUCUCAGAGCUCUUUCUAAAGGCCGAGAGGUUAAGGAUGAAGAAUGUUUGGACAAAGUGCGGCAGUUCCUAGUAAACUUCACAGCUACUAAUGACGCCAUCUAUGAAAUGUACACCAAGAUGAACGCAGAUCUAGACUAUAAAGUGUGAACUCUCAUUGACAAAACAAGCAAACUUCAGACCUCAUCUGCUGUCCUCCCGGUGGAUCUCUGUUGCCUCCCUUCAGACGUCUGCUCACUGGACCGCUCUCUUCUCCUACUGGAUCCUGCUUCUAUCUUAUUUUCUCCUGGGGGACAAUUAGGGUCCAAGCUGCUGAAGACGGUUUCAGAAGGGAAGGCUGUCUGUUAUUGUUUGUUCUUCUCACCGUUUCAGUGCUUACGCGUUUGUUUGUUUUUUAAAGUAUUUUUUUUCUUUUCUUUUAGUGAGAGUUUUUUAACUUUAACUACUGAUCAUUUCUGCUUGAUUCUUAAACCAUGUGCACUUUAAGUGUGUGUAUGGAACAGUGUUGGGUGAAGUUACUUUUAAAAGUAAUAUAUUACAUUUUUAAGCCUAUACUGCUUGUUCAAAUUACUGUACUUAUUUAAAAUGAACUGAAUCAACACAUUUCUUGAGUUUUUGGGGAGACAACUUU